Messenger RNA from Bombyx mori (domestic silkworm), 6023 nucleotides. It is a transcript of the gene Liprin-gamma, whose product is annotated as kazrin. Lineage: Eukaryota; Metazoa; Arthropoda; Insecta; Lepidoptera; Bombycidae. The record is from RefSeq and is a predicted model, not a curated record. The transcript is spliced from 22 exons. Bases 841 to 3942 code for a protein of 1033 amino acids. Gene Ontology annotation, molecular function: protein binding.
UGUCAGUCAGUGCAGACAGUAAUUUGCGCGGCCGACAAGAGAUCACCGAUAAAUCUUCAUUACGAGGAGCGAAUAGAAUACUGUCAUGUUCCGUUGUUCGGAUUCCAAAGAAAACCGUCAGUGAUUCUCGUGGUCUGUCAGUCAGUGAUCUGUGACGAGCGGUAGCGGAGACCGACAGGGAACGUGGCGUGUGGGCGGCGUGGCGUUGAGCGCGGGGCGAGACGCGCUGACGUCACACCGCGCAGGCGCAAUUUGCACACUCCUUUAUGCACAGACUCAACUAAAAUUGCAGAGAGUUGUUGAAUUUAUUGCACCUUUUUUUUAAUGUUUAUAUUCAGCAUUAAGGAUACGAUGGCAAACUGCACGACAGUCCGUGUCCGCGUCGUGAGCGCCGCGUACAGUCGACUCGGUCGUCUUCACUGCUACGUUCGUGCGCUACGGAUCGCUACACCGUGUAGCCAUCACUACGCCGCUACGAACCCGCACUACGCUAAGAAAACUACGCCAGUGACUCUGAAAACGCCAGUGACUCAGUUAAUUACAUACAUACAAACGGGUUAUUGAGUGUUUCGCGAAAAUUUUGUGCCACUUCGGAACUUGGUUUAAAGUGAGGAGCCACAGGAAGCGCUGAGGUAAAUCUCAAGAGCGUACAUCAACUCAGCAGCCCGCAGCCCGCGAACAAAGGGAGCCAAACGACAAAGAGGAAUAGUUUCAAUUUGUAUUGAAAGUUUAGAGGUGAAUAGAAACAGUAACGAGCGUGUGGCAGGUGUCACGGAGCGAGGAAACAUGAAGCGGAGGGGAGGUGGGGGAUAGCAUGCCAGCGCCUGCCACGGCGGCCUGAUGGCGCUAGUGCGCCGCAUUCUAGGCGACGCCCAGGCGAAACUACGAAAAAUGGUCGAUGAGCAAGUCUCGGUGGGUACAAGGGUGGACGCUGACCCUGAACCAGAGCCCGCUGAUCCUCUCAUCACACCCGCUAGUUCUGUCCUGGACAGAUCUGACUUGGACCACAGACCGAUACCUCCUGAGCGCCGAUUGCUGAUAGGAACACUCGACAAACCUCGUAACGGAUCUCUUAACGCUGACAAAGAUGCCGGCACACUUAAUAGAACCACACGAUUAGCGAUCAGAAAUGGCAAAGAUAAUCCUUUUAUAGACGAUGACAACAAAGAAAACCAAGCCAAUGGGAAACUUGAUUCUCCAGUGAAAUGGUCCACUCAAAACGGCAGCGAUAGUGGAACAUACGCUGAGAUAGGUAAUGGAAGUAACAGUAAUGAAAGAAAUAUCCUGGACCCGGCCGAUAGCUCUGAGGAAGAAGUUCCUCUGCCUGAUGCUACCUCUCCUGGGAGAAGCAGCGAUGGGCCAGAGCCGCGAGCUGAUAUUACAGCCACCCUUGAAGAGGCUGCAUCACCAGGCGCUCGUUCGGACAGAUCUCGUCAAGAGGAAAUACCGGCAUCCCCUGGGAUGCUAACAGGGGCGCAAUUAGCUCGCCGGCUUAGAAUGGAAAACGAACGAUUACAGGCGGAAUUAACAAGAGUACGCCGACUACUGGUGGCAGCUGCUGAAAGGGGAGAAGCUGGCAACGCUCUUCUCGAGAGAACAAAAGAUGAUGAAUCACAAGAAACAAUCGCUUUGGACCCUCAGCAGCUUGAAAAGGAACUGCUCUUAGCUAGAGAAGCUGUCAAUUCUCUAAAGGCGGAUAAGAAAAGGUUAAAAGCAGAGAAAUUCGAUUUGUUGAAUCAAAUGAAACAACUCUACGCUACGCUUGAAGACAAAGAGAAGGAAUUGCGUGAUUUCAUAAGGAAUUAUGAACAGAUGCGUUCAAGAGGUGGCGCUUCUUCUGCUCUCGGAGCGGAAAGAGCAGAGAGGGAGCGUGAGCGGGCCGCACUCUUACGGCACGCUAGGGAUGAGGCCGAGCGAAGUUUGCAACUGGCCGCUGCACUCAGCGCAAGGGACACUCAACUCAGACAUGCCAGAGAACAACUCUUUGAGGCAAGACGACAGCUACAAGCAGCCGGGUGUCUGUCUGAAGGCGAAAGUGUGGCAUCACUAGGCAUCGGACCUCCGAUGUUAUUGGGAGGACCUACAGGUCUGAUCGGGGACAGAGGCAGUUGUAGUGCAGAUUCUGGAGUAAGAGGUAGCAGCGAUGGAGGUGCCACUUCGGUAUGCGGAGGCAACCUAUCAGAUUCCACAGCGGAAGGAUUACCUCCGACUAUUGACUCAUAUGACACCGAUGGUGCGUCUUUGGUAUCAUCCGCGCAUCACAUUUAUCAAUUGGGCACUCCACGAGACUGCAGUCCUACAGUGUCACCGCACAACAGCGGAUCGCCAUUCACACGAUCAAUUGAUGCAGGAUCAUUGUCAAGGUCAGUGGAACAGCUAUCGAGCCCUGGUGAAUGUGAGGCAGCACUCGUGGGGGGUCUGCGAGGACGCUCGGGGGGCAGCGCGGGAAGUAAAGGUGCCCGUGGUCGAGGUUCUGCGUGGGGAUCCAUAUCCCGCGUAUUUGCAAGGAGCCGACACCGUACCAAAUCCGGCAGCGCUGCUGUGAGCGGUCAUGAAAGUGAACCAGUAUACGCGGGUACCGGUAGUACGACCCGUGCAUGGUCGCCGCUAAGUAGUGAAGCAGCUCUCCGCGAGGCCGCUUCCCAGCCUUUAGCAAGGUGGCGCACACCGGCAAUCAUAGCGUGGCUAGAACUGGCUUUAGGAAUGCCACAAUAUGCAGCUGCAAUAGCCGAUAACGUCAAAAGUGGCAAGAUCCGUGCUUUGAAUGGGCAGGUUCUGCUCGAGUUGACGGAUGCAGAUCUGGAAGUCGGACUGGGGAUCUCACAGCCGAUGCACCGCAAGAAGCUGCGUCUUGCUAUCGAAGAACGAAGACGACCAGACUUGGUCAGGAAUCCAACAAUAGGUCAACUCAGCCACGCUUGGGUCGCCGCGGAAUGGUUACCAGAUUUGGGCCUUUCUCAGUAUGCUGAGUCAUUCCUGGCUAACCUGGUGGAUGCCCGCAUGCUCGACACUAUAAGCAAGAAAGAGUUAGAGAAAUACCUCGGAGUUACAAGGAAGUUCCAUCAGGCCUCCAUUGUUCACGGCAUUCAUCUGCUGAGGAUAAUGAAAUACGAUCGACAAGCUCUGGCGGUGAGACGUCACCAGUGUGAGAACGUAGACGCGGACCCCCUGGUUUGGACCAAUCACAGAUUUAUGCGGUGGGCCCAUAAUAUUGAUUUAGGUGAAUUCGCUGACAAUCUCAAAGAUAGUGGAGUUCAUGGCGGCCUGGUAGUACUGGAGCCGUCUUUCACCGGAGAAACAAUGGCCACUGCUCUGGGUAUUCCACCGUCUAAGAGCAUUAUUAGGAGACAUUUAGUGGCUGAGUUUGAUGCCCUUGUAAUUCCUGCGAGAAACAUGUUUGGCCACCAAAUAAGAAUUUUGGGGAGACCAUUUUCAAGGUCUGUUGCCACUGGAUUACCUGGGAUUGACCUCAGCGGAGAGUCAAGGCGACAUAGUCUACGGGGCUCAAUAACUCGUGCUCUAGGGGUACUUAAGCCUAAACACGAACGAACAUCCCCUUCAAGUUCUAGCGAGAGCUCCAGCGUGCUCAGUCUCGGUACUCAAUCAUAUUCGUACUCACCUCCUGUGGCGGUACGAACCCUCUCUCAGCUGAGCAUGCAGUACGCGCCGCCGCCGACCCUCCAGGAAUACGAACCGAUAUACACACCAUUGAGCCUGUAUUCUCAAUCCAGCGUCUCAACAAGGGACAGCCUACAAAGAUUGAAUGAAAUCAAAGAGAAUUCCAACAUCAUGCACAGGUACGGACAGAGAGCUGAUCAAGCCCACAGAGUGAGUUCCCCUCUACCCAGUAAGUCCGUAGACGACUCCCUCGUCAAACAGAAGAGACACAGACGAGUCAAAAGCAUUGGCGAUAUUAACGCUUCCAGUAAAACUUCUGUUUAGAAUCUUAGUCAAUUAAAUAUAAUCUUACAGAACGCAUGACAUUUUCAUUAAAUUUUUAGCAUUGUUAAGAAAAUAAUGAUUUAGUUGUAAUGAUUAUUCAGUUUGACUGUUAGUUGUAUUUGUUGGUCAUUAUAGGGCACCAACAGACGACAAUUAACAGGUAGUUGAAAUGUUAAUAAUGAUUAUGAAAUUCGGGAGCAAAAAGUAAACAAUAUUUCAGCUAUGUAAAUAAGCUUCAACACUCAUUCAUCUUCUAUAUAUUAUCUAACGCACACAUAAGCGUCCACGCUAGUAAUUUUAGCCAACUUAUUAGACAUCAUUAUAUAACAGAAAAACUAAUCGUGUGCUAUAAAAAAAUUUAAUCAUUCUUUAGGAAAUUGAUAAUAUAACGUCUCUUGCUAAUAAAAUGAGCAUUCUUGUAUUUAUGACCAGUUCCAUGAAGCAAUAUCUCUCGCUCCGAAACUUUAAAACAAAUAAUGUACAAAAUAUUCGGAUCUAAACAUAUGAAUUGUAAUAUUCAAUUGUGGCAUCUAUCAAUUGUACUCAUACAAUGCAGGAAAUCAACAGUGAUCAUACAAAAAAUCGAUUCUAGACAAUAAAUAGCAAGCGAACGCUUAAAAUUUGUACAAACAAACAUGAUAUACAAAGAAAUGUUGAUUGCAAACGAUUAAAAUACACUAGAUGAUAUGGGACAUUCUUGAAAAGUAAAAGACGUUGAGUACAUGAAAUUGGUCACUAGGCAAACGAACUCUAGUAAAAAGUUAUCUAAAAUUAUCAAUAUCUAUACGAGAUUUUAAUUGAAUAAAAAUGAUCAUCAAUCUAUUUAAGAUUUUAUUAAAAUUACUAAUAAAAUUUAUUAAAAUAAAUACUUUUUAACGUCAAAUUAAAAACAACACCAAUCAUAUUGAAUGUUGUUAAAUUGAUAUAUUGUGGUAAAUUCUUGUGCAGUCGUGUAUAAUCCACGAUUAACUUGUCCUAUAUUUUGCCCACAAAUGACGUCAAAUGUAAGUUUUGUUCAGUAGAGCUUUGUAGUUUACGUAGCAAUUUUGAAAACUGAGAGCUGUCCGAUUCCUUGCUGACUAAAGUUGAUUUACCUGAUCAAAAGAUAUUUAUCCGACUUCAAAAAAAGAAGGUUUGUUACCACAGAAGGCCGUCUCUAAUAAACUAAUUAUAAAAUGAAACAUUUUUCAUUACUUAGGACAGUUAAUUUUUUUUACGUUACAGUUAAAUUUUUCAUUAAUACAGUUUCAACUUGUCUCCAUUAAGCGUUUUCCCCAUUUCGUCAUAAUCGGUUCAGUAGUUUGACUUUUAAAUCAAAAAACUGAUCAAUUUGUGUCGUCCAAGUAAUCAAAAUUGUAUAUUUUGUUUGUACUGAAUUUUUUUGAUUUCUUUCACAAUUGAAGUCUGAAAUCAAUUUUUUUAACUAUUUACCUACACAUUCUAGCUUAAACUGUAUUCUAUAUUAAAUUUAAUGGUAUUAAAGGAAGUACACUCAACCUACUUACAUAUAGGUAUAGCUACAUAUCAUAGUCUCAUAUUAAAUAAUUUUCUAGAAUAAAAAUAUUGAUUUAUACUUUAAACAUUUCUACGAUAGUGAUGAUUCAAGUUUAUGUGACAAAGUGGUCAGAAAAAUACCUUAAUGAUAAAGUUGUCAUCACAGUCUUAAAAUUAUACAUGUGUGCACUCACACUUACAUAUGUGUGUACUCGUAUGUGUAUACUAUACACUAGUCGGAUACUUUAAUUUUUUUAAGUGAACGUAUUUAAAAAUUAUAUAGUGUAUAAUCUGGACUUAUCUACCUAUUUUCGUCUCAUCGCGAUAUAAGUAUGAUUCAUAUGAGACUUACUCAAGUAAUAUAAUAUUUAAAACUCCAUUAUAAUGUAAGUAAUCAUAUUAAUAAAUACAUUGUCAUCGAGCUUCGAUUUUCGACUGAUUGUUUUAGUUUCAUCUUCUUAGUCAUUGUUUUGUGAUAUGAAUAAUAUUCGAAAAGUUUAUUUUUUUGUGAUAAUGUUUAAGUCAUUUACGUUUUAUUUUAUUGUAUUCUUUUGUUUUAUAUUGGAAAUAAAAUAUUUGAAUUCUGA